Messenger RNA from Prunus dulcis (almond), 1041 nucleotides. Its product is annotated as auxin-induced in root cultures protein 12-like. Lineage: Eukaryota; Viridiplantae; Streptophyta; Magnoliopsida; Rosales; Rosaceae. The transcript has a single exon. Bases 33 to 764 code for a protein of 243 amino acids. The record is from RefSeq and is a predicted model, not a curated record.
UCUCUCUCUCUCUCUCUCCAUAUUCUCCAAUAAUGGCUUCCUCUCUUCAUCCCGUUCUUCUUGUCUCAGUCUCGUGGAUCUCCCUCCUGGCUCUGCUAAUCUCACCCGCGCAAGCAGCCACCUGCACCUCACAGACAUUCAAGAACAACAAGCUCUACGCCCACUGCAGCGACCUCCCCUUCCUCAGCUCCUACCUCCACUGGACCUACAAUGCCUCCAACUCCUCUCUCUCCGUCGCCUUCGUGGCGAAGCCGGCCAAAUCUGACGGCUGGGUCGCGUGGGCCAUCAACCCCACCGCGACCAAGAUGGCUGGGGCCCAGACCCUCUUAGCCUACAAGACCGAGAACGGGGCACCAGCCGUCAACACAUUGAACAUCUCCUCGUACAGCUCCAUCGUGCCGGGAAAACUCUCGUUCGACGUCUGGGACGUCAGCGCGGAGUUUUCCAACGACACCUUCACGAUCUUCGCCACCGUCAAGGUCCCGAAGGACGCGGCAUCCGUGAACCAGGUCUGGCAGGUGGGCUCCGCCGUCAACAAGACCUCCGGUUUCCCCGAGAAGCAUGACGUCGCCCCACCCAAUCUCAAGUCGUUUGACACCUUGCCCUUGGGGGCCAAUUCCACUACGGGCACUCCCGCUGGUACUAAUACCACUACCAAUAGCACUGGUGGUGGUGGUAGCGGAGCCUUGAGGAUUGGGAGUGGAGGAAACAUGGUAUUGUUCUCUGUUUCGCUUUUGGUUCUUGGAGCUCUCAUUGCUCUCUAAAUUUAGUUUUUUUUUUUUUAUUUAUAAAUUUUUUUUCUUAUUGAUGAGUCCAAGUGGGAGAUGGAGAUUUCAACACUUUUAGGUGGAAAUAUUUAUUAUAUAUUCCAUGAUAUUUAUGAUUUCCCCAUUGAUUUAAAUUAUCUCUCCUCCUCAUCUGCAUCUUGAAUCGAUGAGAGAAAAGAGAUGGCUCUAGUUGGUCAUUAAUUAAUAGGGUGGAUCUUGAUGAGAGGAAAUGCUUGUACCAUUUAAUUUAGUUUAAUAUUUUCCUUUAUUUUCA